CUAUGUGUGUAUCGAUAUAUUCGGCAUUGCUAUUAGAAUAUUGUUUUUUGACCAAAACGACAUUUUAAAGUGGUAUUGUUUAAUAAAAAUGAAUACGAAUUUGGAAGGCAAUAAAGGAAAAGUGAUUCCCGCAUCCAAGCGGCCAGAUGGCACUUGGCGCAAGGCACGACGAGUGAAAGACGGAUACGUACCCCAAGAAGAAGUGCCGCUGUACGAAAGCAAGGGCAAACAAUUUAUUGCCCAGAGACAAACGGGCGUCCCGCCAGGCAUGUGCCCAAUUUUAGCCGCGGAGAUGAAAAAGGUGCGCGAAAAGAAGGAGAAGGCUAUCGAGAAAAAAGUGGAGAAGCAACAAUUAACUAAAGUUGCUGCCAAACAAACGACAAACGCUAAGCCGCCCAACUCUACGAAUAAUGAAUCUCCAAAGGAUCCGGAAAUAUCUAAAUUAACGAAAACUUUAGAUAAGAAACUUACGCUUGCCGAAGACCCUGAGGUGGAUUUAGCGAAACAAAUCAAAAAAUUGAAAAAGAAAAUCAGAGAAAUUGAGCAAAUAGAGAGUAAAAUUCAAUCAGGCGAUUCCAACAAACUCGACAAAGAUCAAAUGGAAAAGGUUAAAAAGAAGCCGCAAAUCUUAAAUCAACUCAAAGCACUUGAGGAGAGUUCUAUUGCCAUACAACAUACAUAGUUCGCAUUGUCUGUCUCGUGUCUGUUAAAUAGUUUUAAUAAUUGUAAUUUAACAGUAAUCUACUAUAUGCAGCAUACAUCUGUUUUAAAAAUGUGUGUGUAUUCGUUUGAACUGUUCAAUUUUUUGAUACGAUUAGC
Molecule: messenger RNA, 819 nt
Organism: Drosophila navojoa
Lineage: Eukaryota; Metazoa; Arthropoda; Insecta; Diptera; Drosophilidae
Gene: Pym
Product: partner of Y14 and mago
Biological process (GO): exon-exon junction complex disassembly
Cellular component (GO): cytoplasm; exon-exon junction complex
Molecular function (GO): RNA binding
Source: RefSeq, a predicted model, not a curated record